This is a messenger RNA of Cicer arietinum (chickpea), 2783 nucleotides long. Its product is annotated as pre-rRNA-processing protein esf1. NCBI's taxonomy places the organism in Eukaryota, Viridiplantae, Streptophyta, Magnoliopsida, Fabales, Fabaceae. The record is from RefSeq and is a predicted model, not a curated record. Gene Ontology annotation, molecular function: RNA binding. Gene Ontology annotation, cellular component: nucleus. Gene Ontology annotation, biological process: rRNA processing.
ACAACUCCAUCAGUAAAAUAUUGAAAAAAAAACACUAAAACCCUAAAAGAUUUCUUAUACAAAAACCUAAAACAGCAAAGCUUCGGAUAAUUGCGGCACCAUUGACAAGCAAAGCUCAAUUUCGCAACUUGAUUGAUUGACAACACAAUGGGAUCAAAAAACGAGAACACGAAGAAGAAGAACAACGACAACAACGGGAAGAAGAAGAAGAUGAACAACAACAACAAGGGUAAUGGUAAGGGUAAGGUUAAGGAUAAUUCGAACCCUAAUCAUUCAUCAUCAUCCAGUAAUGCCAAUGUUAUCAGUGAUCCUCGAUUUUCAAUGGUGCACACUGAUCCUCGUUUUCGUGAGGCACCAAAACACGAAACAAAGGUUUCCAUUGAUUCUCGAUUCGAUUCUAUGUUCACUGACAAGAGUUUUUUGCCUUCUUCUGCACCCGUUGAUAAAAGAGGGAAACUUAAGGAAAAUCGUACAUCACAACUCGAUUCUCUCCGUCAUUACUACAAAAUCGAUGUAAAGGACAAGAAGAAGGUAGAACAUAGUAGUGAUGAUGAUGAUGAUGAUGAUGAUGAUGAUGAAGAGGAAGAAGAAGAGGGAUUGGUGAAAGUAAAUGCUGCAAAACCGGAGAAUGAUGAAGGAACUGAGUCUGAAGAAUCCAGUGACUCGGAUUCUGAUGCUAUAGACACAGAUACUGCUACUGAUAUAGAUACAGAUACAGAUGAAGGUGAAGGUGUAGAUGAAGAUUAUGAGGAGGAAGCAUCUGAUAUUCAGGAAGAGAUAGUAGAGAUUGAGAAAGAAACUCAUAGGCUUGCUGUUGUUAAUAUGGACUGGAGGUAUGUGAAGGCUGUUGACUUGUAUGUAUUAUUUAGUUCAUUAGCCCCACCUAAUGGACUGAUCAAAUCGGUAACUAUAUAUCCAACUGAGUUUGGCCUUCAACGUAUGCAAGAGGAGGAAGUUCACGGGCCUGUUGGGUUAUUUGAUGAAGAAAAUGAAACAAGUGAUGAAGAUGGUGGUGACAGUGAUACUGAGAAUGAGAAGCUGCGUACAUAUGAGAAGAGCAGGAUGCGGUACUAUUUUGCUCUGGUGGAAUGUGAUUCAAGUGCCACAGCAGAUCACAUUUACAAAGAAAAUGAUGGUGUUGAGUUUGAACACUCAUCUAAUCCACUUGAUUUAAGGUUUAUUCCAGAUGAUAUGAAAUUCAAUCAGCCACCUAAGGAUGUUGCAACGGAGAUACCUGCAAACUAUGAGAACAAAAGUUUCUAUUCGCGAGCACUUCAGCACAGUAAAGUUGAACUUACUUGGGAUGAGGAUGAACCUCUUAGAGAAAAUACCUUGAAGCGUAAAUUGAAUGAUGAGCAGCUGGCUCAGUUGGAAAUGAAGGAAUUCUUGGCUUCUGAUGUGAGUGAAAGUGAUGACAGUGAGGAUGACAAUGAUGAACAGCCUCAUAAGAAGGCUAGAAAAAGAGAAAAGCUUCGUGCUUUGCUCUCUUCCGGCAAUGGUUCAGAUGAAGACGCGGAAGAUGAUGAUGCUCAAGAUAUGGAGGUCACCUUCAAUACAGAUUUACAAGAUUUAAGCAAACAUAUUAUGGAAAAGAAGGAUAAAAAAUCCAAAACAGUUUGGGAAGAAUAUCUGAGGAAAAGAAGUGAGAAAAGAAAAGCCAGAAAAAACAAAUCAAAGCAUUCAUCAGAUAGUGAUGAUAGCGAUGAUGAUAAUCAAGAAGCUACUGAAGAAGCAGAUGACUUUUUCGUUGAGGAACAUGUUACUAAGACGAGUAAGAAGGGUAAAAAUGAAAAUGAUCAUAAGCCUCAAGAUACGGAUGAAGUAGUCGAAGCAAGCAAAGCAGAGCUCGAACUAUUGCUUGCUGAUGACAAGGGGACAGAGACUGGUCUCAAGGGAUAUAAUCUCAAGUUUAAAAAAGGCAAGGGCAAAAAGAUGGAGAGUGCUAUUGAUGAGGGGAAAAUACCAAACAGUGCAUAUGAUGAUCCACGUUUUGCAUCUCUUUUCUCAGCUGACUUUGCUAUUGAUCCCACCAAUCCGCAAUUUAAAAGGAGUGCAGCAUAUGCCAGGCAGAUGGCACAGAAGCAGAAGAAGGGUCAUAUGGAAUUAUCAGCUGAAAAGGAAUGCACGGAGUUUCCGAAAGGAAAACAGUUGUCUUCUGAUGGUUCUGGCAAUCUGGCGAAGGGUGAGGAAGAAGGGUUAGAUGCUUUGAAAUCGAAGAAAGAUAAACAUGAGUUAUCAUCUUUGGUUAAAUCGAUUAAGAUGAAAUCCAAGCAAGUCCAGUUGUUAUCUUCUAAUGACAAUAUAAGGAAAGAUGGAAAAUCACAAUUUAAAGGUAGGGAGAAAAGGAGGCACUAGAUCUCAACUUUGUUGGUCCAAUCUGCUCAAUUGAAUGCUAUACAUGCAAAAUUGUGGGGGAAAAGCCAGGCAUAUGGUUGGUAUUGGAUGUAUUGAGGCUCAGCUAGUUUAAUAUUUUGUCAACAUUCUUAACCAUAUAAUGCUUAUUAAUUUUUUUUUGUUGCAAACUAGGUGGAUAUUUGUUUUGUCGUUUCAUUUAUUAUAACUUCUCAUUAGAGAAGAAGUGAGGAGUCUCCUAAAGCCCUUGUUUUAACUUCUAAGCAUCCACCAUUUUUUUUGUCAGUGGAAUUCAAAAAGGGCAAAGCCCAAAGGCUAUAUAUAUACUACAUCAGAGGAUCUACGCACUAUUGCCCAAGGCAAGCUUAGUGCACUCAAAUUUUGUAAACGCUUUUGACAACCCAUUAAUGCAUCUUUUUUGUUUCCUUCCA